Messenger RNA from Mauremys mutica (yellowpond turtle), 2522 nucleotides. RefSeq names its product BAG cochaperone 3 (gene BAG3). The record is from RefSeq and is a predicted model, not a curated record. Bases 321 to 2000 code for a protein of 559 amino acids. Gene Ontology annotation, cellular component: nucleus; membrane; cytosol. Gene Ontology annotation, biological process: muscle cell cellular homeostasis; negative regulation of striated muscle cell apoptotic process; protein stabilization. Gene Ontology annotation, molecular function: adenyl-nucleotide exchange factor activity; protein-folding chaperone binding. The transcript is spliced from 4 exons. Lineage: Eukaryota; Metazoa; Chordata; Testudines; Geoemydidae.
AGCGCUGAGGGCGGGCUCGCGCUCAGCACAACGCGCAGUGCCCCUGGGUGACUCAAGCAGCCUCUCUCCGCCCAGCCGCCGCAACCAAGUUCUGCUCGACGCAACCAGAAGUUUCCAGCCGAGCCGGCCAGUUGCUCCGUCUCUCCACCUCCUUCUCCUCCCCCCUCGAGCUCCUCCUCCGCCUGGCCCCUUUGCGGCUAUUUCCAGACACUUCCACCCCCUUCGCUGCCCCCUCCCUCCGCCCAUUGAUUGAUAAAGGUGCCGGCCUGGCCGGCUUCCCGGCUGGACUCCACAGUGCCUGGCAGGGCGGCCGCCGCAGCAUGAGCACCGCCGCUCACUCGCCCGUGGUGCAGAUGGAGGGCAGCGCCGAGCGAGAGCCCCUGCCGCCGGGCUGGGAGGUGAAGAUCGACCCGCAGACCGGCUGGCCCUUCUUCGUGGAUCACAACAGCCGCACCACCACCUGGAGCGACCCGCGGCUGCUGGCGGAGCCGCACAAGGAGGGCCAGUCAUCAGCAAAUGGUCCUUCUCGGGAUACUCCAAGGCCGCCACAAGUAAGAGAAGGAAGCAUGGGAUAUCCUCAACUUCGUGCUGGCUACAUCGCUAUUCCAGUUAUGCAUGAAGGUGCUGAGAACAGACAGCAGCACCCGUAUUACUCUGUUCAUCAGCCUGGCAUGCAACGAUACAAAGCAGAAACUGUUCCCACCACAAAGCGGGCAGAGUCACCUUUAAGGGGGCCCUAUGCCCACUCGGACUCCCCUGCUAGAGGACCAGCUGAAGCUGCUCAGACAGAUAAACAAUGUGGACAGACAACAGCAGCUGCAACAGCCCAAACUCCAGCCUCACAUGGGCCUGAGCAACCUCAGUCUCCUACAACUUCUGACUCACAGUCAGGUUCCCCUCAGUCAUCAGGUAGACCCAGUGCAGGAAGCCAUCAGGUCCGUCGAGGUUAUAUUCCAAUCCCUGUGAUCCAUGAGGAAAAAGGCCUCAGGCAGCCAUCACAAGUAUACCAUCAAGCACAGAAGACGCACUACCCUGCCCAGCAAAGUGAUUACCAUGUCCACCAACCAGUGUAUCACAAAAUUCAAACUGAUGAACGGGAGCCCAAGCCAGCACGGGAGCAGUCCCCAUUCAGAAUGUCUCAGAAGGGUUCGUCAAGUCGUGAAAGUUCACCAGCCAGAGUUACCACUCAGAUACAGUCCCCAGUUCCCAUCAGAGUACAGACAGUUGUGGACAGACCCCAGGCUUCUCAGCAACAAAUCCCACCCCAAGAAACACUACAUGAAAGCAUACCUGAAAACAAGGCAAGCCCAUCAGGAACUGAGAUGCCUUCAUCUUAUAUCCCAAUUCAAGUCAUUCACAAAGAACCAGAUUCUAAACCACCACCACAGAAACCUCCACCCACUGCAGAAAAGGUUGAUGAAAAGAUUCCCUGUCCUGCUAAGAGUGCACCUCCAGAGGAGAGGCUUUCUUCUGAAGAAACUUCACCACAGAAGAUGAUGGAAGUGGAAGAGACACAGAAGCAUCCUGGUGUCUUGAAAGUAGAAGCAAUUCUAGAGAAUGUUCAGAUGCUUGAACAGGCAGUUGAAUCUUUCACAGGCAAGAAAAAUGACAAAAAAUACUUGAUGAUUGAAGAGUAUUUGACCAAAGAGUUGCUAGCCCUAGAUUCAGUGGACCCAGAGGGUCGUGCAGAUGUGCGCCAGGCCAGGAGAGAUGGUGUAAGGAAGGUCCAGAAUAUUUUGGAAAGACUUGAACAGAAAGCAGAAGACGUCCCAGAGGUAGUUCAAGUUUAUGGACUUCAGUCAACCUUGAUGGAGAAUAAUAAGCCACCACAGGAAAUCAUGGAGAUUGAUCCUGUGGCGGACAAAACCAGGAAAGAUACAAGUAACAAAGAUGCCAAAGAGCAAACCAAAAUGGAAAUGCAUCAACCUGAAACUAAGGAAGAAGUAUUUACCAAUCUUGCCAGCACAACAAACACAGUUAAUAACCCAACUGAACCAUAGCCACAUGCUGAACUUUAAAGCUCUCAGACUUUAUAACUUGAAGUGUGUUUUAAGUGAAUUUUAAGUUGCAUGCAUUUCAGAAGCUUUUCAUCAAUUGGUUUUUAAAUCAACAUAGCAGCUUGGGACACACACACUUGCGGGGCAGGGGAGAGGCUAUACAGAAAUUGAUGCAUUUAUCCUAUAUUCUUACACUUUAUAAAGAGACAUGUUUCAAGAACGAGUCUUGUUCUUAAGAUACUUUUGUGCCAGCUGGAUCCAAAAAAUGCCUCCGGGUUAACAUUGAUACGUGUUGUAUUUUAAUGUUUCUUCUGCAGGUAAUUUUUGUAAAAUCAAAGCCCUGCCUCACCAGAAUACCAAACCCUUCUACAAGUGUAGCCACUCUAGCAAGAAUAUUUUAUUUUUAAUGUUCAUAAAUGGGCACUUUAAGUAAAGAUGCAUAAAAAGUGUGUAAGAAAUUGUAGAGCUAUUUAUAUGUGUGAAGGACUUCAGUGCUAUAUUUUAAAAGGGAAAUAAAAUAAUAUA